Molecule: messenger RNA, 851 nt
Organism: Rhizopus microsporus ATCC 52813
Lineage: Eukaryota; Fungi; Mucoromycota; Mucoromycetes; Mucorales; Rhizopodaceae
Exons: 2
Source: RefSeq, a predicted model, not a curated record
CCUGUAAGGAGCUCUUCUUUACAGAAACCUUUAGAUUACGAGCGAGAAUCACUCAUUGAUCCAAGUGGUCUUCAGUACUAUACCCAUCAAGACCAUAGUUGUGGGUAUGCUAGAGAUGUCUAUAUUGAGCCCAACAAGUCAACUAUCGUGAUUGACAGAUCAAGUAACCAAGAGCCUAUCUCUCCGGUUCCAAACAUGGCCUUCUUUCAUUCUUACCAACAACAAGAACAUAGUCUGCCAAAUCCACAAGUACAAGUGAUGUGUCAACCAAAGUCUGUACGGUCUAAUGUACAACACGUUGCAGAGGCACCUCUCAAGCUAUAUCAAGCCUAUGCUGAGCCUUGUACGGCAGCGAAAUCAGUGCAGGAAGCGAUACCUGACAAGUUCUUACUGCAGCCUGUUCCAAAGAAUAGAAAGCAUCAGACAAGAGAAGACAAUGACAACAACAAUAGCAACAAGAAUAGCAACAAUAGUAGUAGUAACACCAGUCAAAUAGCUCCGAUUGCCAGCACAAGCACCAGCAGAAUGCCCAAGCCUCCGCUGACACCAUUAGUGAUCCCACCUACACCCAUCCGAUCCAGCUCUUCACCCAACCGAGCGAUUGUGACUCCCACACGUUCAUCCUCUAUACCGCACGACCUUCAGCUCACGCCUGGAUCAAUGACGCCUGGAUCAAUGACACCCGGGUCCUCUCGUAGUGCUUACUCACCCCACGGCUUUUCUCCUUUCACUAGCUCUCCUGUUACACCUUCACCCAACACACACUUGCCACAUACAGUUCUUCCGAUUGUCAAUCCUCCAGAUCAUAAAAUCAGCCAUAGCAGCAGCAACAGCAGCAACAACAACAACAA